This is a messenger RNA of Lymnaea stagnalis (great pond snail), 4191 nucleotides long. Lineage: Eukaryota; Metazoa; Mollusca; Gastropoda; Lymnaeidae. The record is from the annotation of a GenBank genome assembly.
GAAGAAGUGGAAAGUGCUGGAGUUUUUUCAUACAUGAAGGUAGGAUUUAAGAAAUUUUAGCACAUAUUUCUUCUUUGAGUGUAAUUAACUAUUUGCAUUACCCAUGCAGCUCCCUUCAGAACCAAAGCAGUUUCUAGCAGGUAACUUUGUCCCUUGAGAGCAAGACUGUUGAUCCAUAACUUUGAUAUAUUUAGUUUAAUCUAUUUAGCAGUAAAAAAAAAAUUGCGCUGAAAACUUGCACACUCUUGGUUUAUAAGGCAAAGUAAUUCUAAUGCAUUUUACACACAAUCAGCGGCUGAUUUUGAGAUAGGAAAAGUAAUUCUUGCUUUCGAGGGAUGUCAGUGAAUUUUAAUAACAUUUUCACAACCAACAGAUCAUUAGCACAUUGCUCUCCACAUUCUUCAUCACACUUUUAAGACCCUGCCAAGCUGACUUUGUCAUCCAAAAUCAUAUAUCUAUUAUAUAGAUUCCACACUCAAUUUUUUUUUUUUUUUUUAAGUUUCUGAAAAUAGUUUCCUAGAAGUAGAACUAUGUAUUUAAAUUUUCAUCUUAGAACUGUAGCUAUAUGAGGUUUUAUUUUUACCUAUUGUAAUAUUGACAUUGAAUUAAAAUAUGUCUUUAUUUUGAUUUCUACUUUUCUUUCACAGAGCAAAAUGUUGAGUCUCUUACAUGGAGAGAGUUACUCAAAAUCUCUGGUCCCCACUGGAGAGUGCAUCCAGCAAAUACAGGCUCUCAAGACAGGGAUGUGCAAGACCUUCCAGUUGUCGCAAGGUAUCCUCAGUAUUAAUUAUUUUGAAUUACCCAUUUUUCAAUAUUUCACCUUUUCCAGCUAAAAAAAGAAAUUUAAACUAUUUCCAAAAGGUAUCUAAGUUACUGAAACAUGUUGAUCAAACCUGCGAAUGGCCAUUCUUGGUAUUUUCAAAAAAGGGUUUUGUACCUAAAGUUCAUUCUUAUUUUUGAUUGAAUGAAAACAGUCUCUUUCAGACAAAACAUGUCACGAUUUAAGAUCUCCAGAAAUGUCAAAUAAUUCAAUUAUAAUAUCCCAAAAAUAAUCAACCUCCUUGUAAAGUCUUAUAUUAUAGACGCAAGCUGUUGCAUAAAUAAAAAUUGUGAAUCAUAAUCUUUUCUUUUAAGAGUAUUUACUUUUGCAGCUUUCUUUACUUGCAUGUUUCUACAGGGUUUUAAAAUAUUUUCAGUUCAUUAGUGAAAUACAAUAUAGCUUGUCGAUGAAUGUGAAUUUUUAUAUGGCAUUUUCAGAACUUAAGGGUAACACGAGACAGUCUGCCAGAUUGGCAGCUAAGAGACGAACUGAACUAACAAAGAAGGAAGCAACCCAAAAUUCAACAGCUACAAAUGUAUCAAAUUCACCAAACAUUCCCAAUGCCAGCACCUCAUCUGUUGCAGGGAACAGCACAUUAGAGUUGGAUUCAGAAAAGCCAGAGACCAAUAUUGCGAAAACCGGUGAAACUGCCACUCCAGUGUGUCUGAAAUCUUCUCAACCCCCUCCCCCUCCACCUCUUCCCUCCCAUGUGACUGAGUCAGUAUUUCCCAAGUCUGUCCAACCCGGUGAGAGCUUAACCCUGGGGCUCCCUCAUCCUCUUCAAAGUAUCACCAACACCACACCAUCACAUCUGAAGCGUUGCAGUCCACGAGUCAACUCUGCCACCGCUAGAAAAAAUGGCACAAUCUGUGGUAGUGCCACAAGUCUUACGUCUUCAUUCUCUGGCUCUGUCCACUCAGUGGAUGGCCCAGUAAGUGUAUUUAUGAUAUGUUAUACUUAUCACUUGAUUGGUAUUGUGGUUUGGGGACUAUUAUUUGAUGGAAGGAUGCUCACUUGGAAUCAUGUUUUAUGGAAGGAGGUGGGCCGAGGUAUAACUUAAACUAAAUUUGUAUGCUUGCUAAGAGAUUAAAGUUAUUUUGUUCUAAUUAUUUUGUUUCCAGUAGUUGGGACUGUGUCUUACUGGCCGUGCCACCCAGCUAAUCACAUUGAGAUUGCAUUCUCAUUUUAUUUUUUCUUUGCAGUUUUUAACACCAAUGCUAACAACAAGAAUGCUGAAGGCACAUAAACGCUCACAGUAAGUAUGGCGUACAUACUCUUGUGAUAAUAGCUUAAUUAGUGGCUAGUGAAGAAAUAUUCAUAAUUUACUAACUUCUAAGAAUUCAUAAAGCUUUAAUUGUUAAUUAUUGCUUAAAUCAUGACAUAAAAGCAUAUUCAAAUAAUUUUUUUAUCUGCUUAAUAUUUUUUAAUGUUGUUUUUUGGGGGUUUUUUAAAUUACCAAAUAUGCAUGGUCAAAAUGAGGUACAGUAGAACCCGGUUAUGUCGACGGCCUCGGGUUUUGUCAAAAAACGUUGAGAUAGCUGAUGAUUGUGAUAAAUAAAAAAAACAAUAUGGCAGCAUUGUAUUAUCAUUUGCUUGAAAUUUCUUUAUGUACAAGAUAUGUAUUUAUAAAUGAGAUCUACAAGCACAAGCACAUGUUUUUGAAGAGUUUUUUUUUUUUUACACAACAGCCUUACAGCGAUUCGUUAUAUGAAGCUAUAGGCAUGCUAUAAAACAUACAUUUUUGCUAACACUAGGCAUAUGUGGGGUGCCACUUUUCCGGAUUUGCUAGGCUAAAUAUUUUUCAGCUCUGGAUUCGUGAGUUUUUAUUUUCUCUCGCUCCGGAUUCGCCAGUUCAGUUUAAUCAAAUACGGAUUCUGGGUUUUUUUAAAAAAUCAACCUGUAAGAAUGCAUGAAAGCCUAUUAAGUAUUAAACGACAAGCGGGUUCACUAUAAAUAGAAUAGGUACUGCGACCCUUCUCUUUUGUUUGCACGCCGCUCGCUUCUUGCUCCGUCAAGUUAAUUGCGCGGCCAACAAUAUUGUCAUUUCAUUUCAAUUACUACAGUUUGAAGUAGGAAUGUUUCUGUUGUAUAUAAUUUUCAAAAGCCGGUGAUUGGUCAUGGGGAUUGAGACAAUCAAGGUUAAUUUGCAAAUUUUGCUGCAUUUUGUGCUCGAGAUAUCAGGUUUCGGCGACAUAAAAGAAUCGACAUAACCCAAGAGAAAAUGCUACGGCAAAGAGAGAAUUUGGGGUUUCCGCUUCAAUUAAUACAUUUAAUGAUGCAAUGUACUUGUUUGCUUUCAGUUCCAACAGUUCUAUUGAGUCACAAUCUACUCCACUCUCUGUGCCUUGUUUUCAAGCAGAGCUCACUUCCUCCAACCCCAUAGCACGCCUCAGGGCUACACAAAUAAAUAGGUAAAUAACUUUGCAAAGUAAUUUAUUGUUAUGGGGAAAUGAAUAAGCUACCUGAGCCGUCAAUCACCAUGUACCUGUACUUACAUCUGAUUUCUGGAAAAUACAACAGUAAUUCUUAAUUCCAAAAACAAUGAUUUGGAAUUUAUUUAUAUUGUGCUUUUUAAUUACUCAUUUUUCCCUCUAAAUUGUUACUUAGAACAUUAGAACGCAUGUUUAAGUUACAUGCAGAUUCUGUAAUUGCACAGAUCAUGAAAUGUGCAUUUAAGACUAGAACAACUGAUCAUACUGUAAAUGAAUAUUCUCUUUAAAGUUCAGUUAUUUUAACUAGGGUCCAUUCAUGCUGUUCAGUGUUUUAAAAAUUCAUGCAUUUCCUUGUCUGUGCCAUUACAUGUAUGUAGAUAAAAUAGUUUUUCAGAUUAUACUCUAAAAAAAUUUUUUAUAGCAUAGUAUAAUUCAAACAGCUAAAGAUAAAUAGCUCUUGUGUAUUUGAAAAUUGUUUUUAAAAUUUUCAAGAAACACAGUUUUGUUGGAACUAAAAAAUAUGUUUCAGCUCUGAUAAUUUAAUUCUUGUUCUAGUAUAAAAUGAAUAUUUGUUUCAAUAAGAGAAUUUGUGUACCUUAUUUUACCUAUUUAAAUGGAUUUCUUGGAUUCAAAACACAUGCUUUUAUUUUCUGGACAGAUCUCCAGGUGGAACCCCAGUGAGAUCCAAGUCUGCCAUGGAGCCAUCUGAACCGCUUCAUAAAGCUCUAUUUACAGCCAUGAAGUCUAAAUUUAAGAAUGUUAAAACACCAAGUCCAAAGAGUGGAAAUUCUUCGCGCAAUAAUUCUGCUUUAAACUCAACAUUUUCUCCUUGAGGCCAUCAUAUCUCUUAUUGUUGUAGGCAGCUAAUAGUUCUAUUGGUUGUUUGGUGCCUUUUUUUUACAUUUGACAGCACAAAUCAUUGAUGUUGUAACUGCUCAC